UCUUAUUUAUUAUUUUAUAAAUAUUUAUUUUAUUGUACUUUUCAUUGAUGAAAAAUACAAUACUUGUUACUUUUACGGAUAAUAAUAUCUUUUAUUAUCAUUAAGAUCGGGUUAUGUUCUCACGCGCUACGCUGUUGUGUUUCACGCAAUUUCUCGUUUUUAGAACGUCAUGGAACAUCGUUUGAGUAUCAGGUUGAAUAACGCGUAACCAGCACUUUUUGAAUAAAAAAAAGCAGUGUUUGAUUGCCCUAGGUGAAUGAAUACAUCUCGACGAUAUUCCCUUGUAAAGUGCGACCGUUGUCACAAAAGUUCGAGAGCAUUUUGUUCGCUUUAAUCGCGGAGAAAGAGUAAGCGAUAACCUCAAAGAGAACGCUAGCUUGAUCCGGUCCACGUGUACUGACUUGACCGAAGUCAAUGGAUAUUUGAAUUAGACAAAUUGAUUGUUAAUUCUUAUGCCAUUUUUUAAACUGGAAAACUUGCUUGAACCUACAGCAUAUUUUAGAAUUGCUUUUCUUUUUCUUUAGAAAACAAGUGUAUACGAAAUAAAGAGUAUAUACGUGAAGAAGAAAUGUCGGGAAUGUUUCUAAUACUUUCUGGACAAAGAUCCACUUACAGUUGGCUUCAACAAUGUCGUGUGACACAUCUGUAUAGAAAUGUGAUCAAGGAUCACUUACGAAUACAUAGCGCAGUACAAUACUGUGUUUCUGUGAAAGAUAAAGAUAAACUUUUAUCUCAGAUAAACGAGUUUGAAUAUAAAAAUAAGGGAACUAAUAGUUUACAUGCAGAUGUUAGACAGAACAAAUUUACACAGCAAAAUCUGAAUGAAUUUGAAGAAAAGCAUGAUAAGUCUCACAGGAUUAACAAAGAACUUAUGAUUCAAAAAAGAAUGGAACGCUUCUACCAAGAUGUAAAAUCUUCUUUAUUGUCUAUUUAUGCGAUAGUAGGUCAUGAAUUAAAUGAUAAAAAUGUUUUAACUUCGAAUAUUAAAAAGAUUAAAAAACCUAAUGCGUGGGAAGUUACUCUUAAUGUUAAAUGGCCAGAAGAUAUGACCUUUAAAGAAAUUGGUAAAACCAAAGCACUUGCUUUCAAAAAUACAUUUUGGAAGUGCUUGCAUUGGUUGGAAACAAAUGGAAAAUUGAGAAAUGGCAAACCAAUUAUCUAUGAUGUGAAGGAAAUAAAAAAAAUGCGAAUACAGCCAGUUGAAUUAAAUGUUGUUCCUGAAAUGUUAAGCAGUAUGGCAAAUCUGAUUGAGACUUACGAUACGAAAAUACGAAGUAUAGUAUUAGAAAACACUUCCAAUACACAAACUGCACAGCAUCAGAUUACUUAUUUUCAUCCAAUACUUGAAGAAAAUUCUUCCGAGAAUGUUCUUCUUCGCAAUAAAAUAUUAAAAGAUAGAUUAUUGGAUAGACGUGCCGAUAAUGUCACUUUACCAAUCCACGAAUUUAAGGAUGAAAUUAUUUCCAAACUGGAAAACAAUAGAGUAUUAUUGAUAGAAGGUGAUACAGGUUGUGGUAAAACUACACAAGUUCCGCAAUUUAUAUUGGAUGCUUUCGCGCAGAAUGGGAAUGCCACAGAUUGCAAUAUAUUGGUGUCACAACCACGUAGAAUCUCGGCGAUCUCUUUGGCAGAUCGCGUCGCGUACGAAAGAAAAGAGAUGGUAGGAGAUGUUGUGGGUUUUCAUGUGAGACUGGAACAAGUACUGCCGAGAGGAUUGGGCGCAAUACUUUUUUGCACCACUGGUAUACUAUUGAGAAAACUACAGAGCAAUCCUAGUUUAGAAGGAUGCUCGCACGUCAUUUUAGACGAGGCUCACGAACGUCAGAUCGAUACUGACAUGCUAAUGAUUCUGCUCAAGAGAGCUCUCAAGAAAAAUCCUGAUUUAAAAGUACUGAUAAUGUCGGCGACUAUAAACACACAUAUGUUUCAACAGUAUUUCAAUUGUCCCACUGUACGAGUGCCUGGUAGAUUGUAUUCCGUAAAGAUGCAUUUUAUGGAAGAUAUCGUGCAUCUACCGAAUAUCCAGAAAUAUAAAACGUAUAUGUCGUAUAAUCGCUACACCGACGAAACUGAAAAGCUUUCAGUUGAUUAUGGGAAAGUAGCACAGCUUAUAAAAUGGAUCUCGGCAUGUAAACCGCCUGGUGCUAUUUUGUGCUUCUUACCAGGAUGGAAUGACAUCACAAAGGUGCAGAGUAUGCUCGAAGAUACGUCGCUAUUCACCGAAAAACAUUUAAUUUUGCCUAUGCAUUCCAAAAUAUCACACAACGAACAGCGCAAAAUAUUUCAACAUACACCGGCGGAUGUGCGGAAAAUUAUUUUGACCACGGACAUUGCUGAAACAGGUAUUACGGUUAGCGAUGUGGUUUACGUUGUGGAUUCUGCUGUACGAAAAGAAAUGCGAUGGGAUGAUAGCAAAGAUUUACCUCUAAUUAGCAAUCGCUGGGUCUCUCGAGCAAAUAUUCAACAGAGGAAAGGGAGAGCUGGACGAGUUAAACCUGGUGAAAGUUACCACUUAAUUUCAAAAGAAGAAUACGAAAAAUUAGAGGCACAUCCAAUACCACAAUUAUUAUGUAAUCCAUUGGACAAAGUAAUUCUCGAUAGUAAAACGUAUACGGAUGAGAAGGCAGAGAAGUUUCUGAGUGGAUUUCUGGAACCGCCUGCUCCAACUGCAAUACGAAAGGCAGUAAGGUCUUUAAUAGAUCUUGGGGUUAUGAAUGAAGAAGAGAACCUUACGGCCUUAGGUAAACGAAUACAGCUAUUUCCAACAUAUCCUAAGUUUAGUAAAGCCAUGGUAUAUUCUUCCAUCUUCAAUUGCAUGCAUCCUGUGGUAACGAUAGCCAGUACUUUCUCCAGUGAAGACAGUCUUUUUUAUAAUGUACUGGAUGAGAAGCAAAAAAUCAGGAAUAAUAAAAAAUUGUUCCAUCCGUCCAGCGAUCAUCUCGCGAUAGCGUGGCUAUUUAAACAAUGGUUCACAUAUAAUGAGAGGAGUCCGCAUUUAAUAACAAAAUUUUGUAGAGACAGAGGGCUUCGACCGCUCAAAAUGCAAAUGCAAAGUCAAAUACGAAAUACGUUUAUCCAACAGUUGAUACAAUGUCGUAUAUUGACUAAAGAUACAGUGUAUUAUGAUUACAAUAAAUCUGACAUUAUGCCAAAUAAAUUUGAAAAUAACGACGAACUGGUGCGAGCUAUAUUGUAUUCUGCUACGCAGCAAUUAAUAGAACGCAAAGACAUGGGAUUUAAAAACGGAAUCCUGAGAAAGGGCAGGAACGAACUCUGGAUACGAGGUCGCGUUAAAGCUGUAAUUUCGGGAGAAAGUGUCAAUUACAAACGAAAAAUUUGGCCGAGUUCUUUCCUAACGUAUUUUAAUGCUGCGCACUGUGAGAUAAGACGUAGUACAGUUAUUCGUGAAACAAGCAUGAUAUCACCCUUGUCAGUAUUACUUUUUAAUCAACGAAAAGUUCAAUGUUAUGAGGUUGACGAUAACAAAACAGAAAUUGUAGUUCAUGUUAACGCACAACAUAUCGUAAGAUUUAUUUGUAACAAGGAAACUGCUAAUGUGCUCUUAAAAUUUAGAGAUAUUAUGUGGUCUGUAGUACAGUACUUAUUGGAGACACAAGGAUUUAAUGAUCAUAAAUAUAAUCCCAAUUCAACACAAAUAUUUGAGUACAAAGAGAAAUUAUUAGAAACUCUUGCAAAAACUUUGCACGUGACGUCUGAGUCUAUAGAUUCUACAGAAGAUUCUUUAAGUAUAGCUUAAAUAAAUACAAUAUAAUAAACGUGUACAUAAUAAUAAUUUUAAAAUACUGUAAUCUAUUUCAAACGAUAUAGACUUGUGUUUUAUUUUUAUUGUUGUGUGCCUUUUAUAUGUAUAUUAUUUGUAUAAAAA
This is a messenger RNA of Monomorium pharaonis (pharaoh ant), 3886 nucleotides long. RefSeq names its product ATP-dependent RNA helicase DHX30. The record is from RefSeq and is a predicted model, not a curated record. NCBI's taxonomy places the organism in Eukaryota, Metazoa, Arthropoda, Insecta, Hymenoptera, Formicidae. Gene Ontology annotation, molecular function: DNA helicase activity; ATP binding; G-quadruplex RNA binding. Gene Ontology annotation, cellular component: nucleus; intracellular anatomical structure; cytoplasm. The coding region runs from base 569 to 3757 and encodes 1062 amino acids. The transcript is spliced from 13 exons.